Baudoinia panamericana UAMH 10762 is the source of this 430-nucleotide messenger RNA. RefSeq lists its product as uncharacterized. The transcript is spliced from 3 exons. Lineage: Eukaryota; Fungi; Ascomycota; Dothideomycetes; Mycosphaerellales; Teratosphaeriaceae. Bases 42 to 281 code for a protein of 79 amino acids. The record is from RefSeq and is a predicted model, not a curated record.
UCGUCGACUUCGUCAACCCACUCCUGAAGCUGCGACAUCGUAUGCCGCAGCUUCACAUAGAAGUGGCGCAGACCGUCCGCCGUCGAUUGUGCCAUCAAUAUUUCUCGCUUGGUGCUCCGGCUGAUAUCGUUGAUCAGGGUCAUGUUGCUCUGGACCUUCGUCCAGCCGUUUGUCAUUACGUCCAGCUGCCGCAGCGUUCGGCUAUCCCAGGGCUGGAAGAACCGCAUGGCCCAUUCGAAGACGAAAGGAUUGCCAAGACGGCUCGUCCUGUCGCUCGGUGAAAGACCAGUGACGAUGUUACUGAUCUCAACGCCGCUAGUUCGAAGCGAACCGAUCAGCUGUCCAACAGGAGGCUCAGUCAGCUUUGAUUGGAUUCCCGUAUGACAUCCGCCCAGUCGUGCUCACCGCGUUCAUCCAUUGCACCGCGCUC